GCAACUUGGAGAUCGUCGCUUGUCCGCACACUCUCUUCUUCCCCGAACGGCGAUGUUUCCAAACAAGGAUCCUUUGGUUCGUCCUAUCGACACUUUUCGAGGACGGAUCGUCGAAAUCACGGGGGAUGAAAGUUCUCGAUGGACGCUCGAUGAGCCUCACCGAACAACCACCCUGCUCUCUACUGUCGCCGUUUAGGAGGAGACAGGACUGAUAACUGAACGAAAUUUAAGGAAGAGCAAGAGAGAGAGAGAGAGAGAGAGAGAAAGGGAGGAUAUUAAUAAUAAUAAAAAUAAUAAUAAAAAUAAAGCAACACAACCGGGAGAAGAUAUUAAUGUUAGUUGUUUAAUUGUUAGUUAGUUUGUUUGUUUGAUUGAUCUAUCUCUGACUGUCGUCAUUUAAAGUCAAUUUUCUACUAUUCGCGAUUUACGAUUACAUCUCGACGAUUUUCGCGAGUCCACGCCUACGAGAGAGAGAGAGAGAGGGAGAAGAAAAGAGGGAUGAUCUUUGCGGAGGCUGCAGUUGCACGGCAAUCGCGCGAUUUCCUUUCGCGAUGGUUUGCUUGAUCCACGGAUAACGCACGGAGAAAAAGAGAGAAAAAUAAAAAAAAAUAAAACAAAAAUAAAGAGAAAGAGAAAUAGCAACGUUUGAAGAAGAAUGUGUGUCAGGACACUCGAUACUCGACAGUUCUCUCUCGUGAUUGGACCAAAGAUACGUUAGAAAAGUUUUGUGUGAGAAAAAGAGAGAGAGAGAGAGAGAGAGAGAGAGAGAGAAGGAAAGAGAAAAAGAAAAAUAUAGACAGAAAUAAAAAAAAUAAAAAAAAACAAGGAGAAAGGGUAGGAAAAAAAAUAAUAUAUAGACACAACUAACACAACGGACCAUGUACGUUCGUACGUUUACAUUAUUCGAUUAUAUUUAGUUGACGAAAUUUUUCUCGAACAAUAAAAAAUGAUAAGAAUACCAACGAGUAUUCUUAUCAUAACGAGACCAAGGAAGAAAUAUCUCGACAGGAUAACAUCGAUUUGCGAGCAUCGUAAAGGAAACGGAUCAACGGUUAUCGAUCCUAGUUGUCUUGUCUCGUUCUCGCAUCACCGAACCCAUUCUGGGACACUUCUCUUUAUUCUGCUACGAGUUUACCUUCGAUCAAGGAUACGAUCGAUUUGUUCCAAAUUUACUCAAAAACAUAUAAUAGAUUUAAAUACCGAUAAAUUAUUAUUAUUAUUAUUAUUAAUAAUAAUAAUAUUAAUAUUAUCAUCGUCUACAUCGUUACUGCAGUUAGAAGAAUUUGUUCCUAGUCGAAUAAUAUCGUUGGAACGAAUAUUUCUUUCAACCAUAGAAGAAGAAGAAGAAGAAGAGGAAGGAGAAAAAAUAGAAAAAGAGAGAAAAAGAAGGGGAAAAAGGGAACAUUUUCGUAGAACAAGUAGAGUACUGUGAGAAAAAAAUGUCAACUAUACCUCCUGGUACUCUAAAUCGCGUAGCUUUAUUUCGUUUAAGAUUACGAGCUGAGCAGUACGGAGUGGCUCGAGUAGUACGUUAAGCGAGUCAAAUCCAAGCUUUGAACGAUCCCAGGUUAGCGUGACACGAAUUAGAACUCAUUUAGGUAAAGUGUCGCCCGUUUUUAAGGGGUCGUGUGAUAACAAGAAAAAAUAGAAAAAGAAAUAGAAAAAGAAGAAAAAGAGUGAAACGAAGUUGAAAAAGAACUUUGCAGUGGACCACAUUAAGGUAGGGGUAAAGGGGGGGCGGCAAAAAGGAGGCUUUUUUUCGAUGUUGCUGGUGUUUCUCGUUGAAACGAGAAGAGAGAUUAGGGUUUCAGAGUUAAAAGCGAAAUUUGCGCGAUGAAGGGGGACACGAGGGGGUUGAAUCCGUGGGAGGAGGAUUCGAAGGUGGAGGAAAGUACGCUAAAAGAGGAAGUGCUGAAGCGUAUCGUGGAAAUCCGAAUCCAUUGCAGUAGCGUGGAGGAGAGAGGAGGAAGAUAAAGGUUCGGGUAAAAGGGGGAAAAAGAAAAGGGAUAGAUAGGUAGAUAGAGAGAGAGAGAGAGAGAGAAAGAAAGAGAGAGAAAUAGGGAAGUGAAGCAAAGAAGAGAACGCCACUUCGCUGUUACGAGCUUUGCGUCAAAGAAAACGGGUCGGAGUUACCCGAGAAAGCAACACUUUUUCAUCGAGAUAUAUAUAUAUAUAUACGUAUAUAUGCACAUACAUACAUAUAUAUAUUUGUGUACUAUUUAUGUAUGUUGUAUAUAAAGAGGUAGAAAAAGGAAAGGAAAAGUUUGAAAGGAAACUAAACUCAAGAGAAACACAUUUUCUUGAAGAAUCGAAAGGAACCGUACGAUAUAGAAGGUGCUUCUGAGACCUGACUUUGGAUAAAAAGUUUGACGCUCACCGAAAAAAAGUUUUAUUCCGUUGAAGACUACUAAGGUGGGUUGGUUUCGUGAAGUAAAGGAAAGAAGGACACAGAGAAGGGGGGAGAGAGAGAGAGAGAGAGAGAGAGAGAGAGGAAAAGGAGCCGUUCUUUUCUUUCAAUUCUUGCCUAAGAAAGAAGAAAGAAGAAGAAAAAGUUCCGGUGAAGACGGAAAUGCCGAGGUUGCUUGCAAAUUAGACUUCCGGUGUCGAACGAAUAAUACAAGGAUCCUGAACGAGAAAAGAUCCUCGAAUCAUUCUUAAGUAAAAAUUACAAAUUAUAUUAUAUUUGUUAAUUUAUAUCAUUAAAAAUGGAACAAUAGAAAAAAGAAAAAUUUAGUCGUAGUUUUAAAAAAGGGGUAGUUUGUAUCAGAAUCGAUUUUAUUAAUUAAAAAUGAAUAUGCCCUUGGUCCAAGUAACAAUUAUGUUUCGAAGUUGAUGCUUUGAAGAGAAAUGUUCGGCAAGUUAAUAACAUUCUCUCUUCGUUCUUCGUUCUCCUAGUUGAACGUAUCGGCACCGCAUAUCCGGCUUUUGGAUGAAUAAUUUUGCAGACAACUUCCGGGCUUUGAUUGGAAACUUGGAAAUAGCUACUGCACAUCCAUGACGACCUAUAUAGGCCUCACAGGAUAGAUCGCAUUCGAUGCUUUGCAAACAACCUAUUUACCGAUCUCGAUCUCUAUCAUCAUCGAUAUUUAAUAAUAAUAAUUAUCGUCUCUAGUCAUUUAUUUAUAUUUAAUUAAAAUGAAAAAAAGUUCGCGUAAUUAAAUUAGCAUCUUUUUUCCAUAAAAGAUUUUUAAGGAAAAAGCUUUUCAAGUUUUACAAACGAAUAAGAAAAUAUUUAUGAAAUAAUACGAAUAAAUUUCGUUUUAAAACGAAAAGGAUAUAUAUACAUACUCGUAUAUAUAUAUAUAUAUAUUUGUAUACGUUUAAGUGUUUUUGAAGUCACGAGAAAGCCUAGUUAAUAUGAGUAUGUCAAACAUACGACGAAAAGCCUAAAUAAGUUGAAAAGCAACGAUAAACGAACCCUUUAACGAGAACAAGAUAGAAGUAAAUUAUUCAAAGAAAAUCAACGAAUAGAAAAAGAAAGAGAGAGAGAGAGAGAGAGAGAGAGAAGAGAAGAGAGAAAAACAAAAAGAUGCGAUCUGCAUGCGAGUAGAAAAAAAAGAAAAUUAAAGCUUAACGUUAGCUUUAGAUUUUCCUGAUCAAAAUGAGACCUUCCUUGUUACGCACUGUGAUCCUUUUGAUGACGUUACAACAGUUACCAUCUAUCAGUCAUUCUCGACUACACAGCGAAAGGGAAUCUGUUUUGAUACCGGGCGAUAUCGUCCUAGGUGGAUUAUUUCCCGUUCACGAGAAAGGUAGUUCCGCAUGCGGACCUAACGUCUACAAUCGUGGGGUCCAACGGCUGGAGGCAAUGCUUUUUGCGGUAGAUCAAAUCAACAGAGAGAGCAGGAUAUUGCCGGACAUCAUGUUGGGUGUACACAUCCUGGACACUUGUGGAAGGGACACCUAUGCUCUCAAUCAAAGUCUACACUUCGUUCGCGCAUCACUUUCAAAUUUGGAUAUAAGCGUGUUAGAGUGUGCUGAUAAAUCAACACCAAGAGUUAAGAAAACUGCUAGUGCUGGUCCGAUAUUUGGUGUCAUCGGUGGAUCAUACAGUUCUGUAUCACUUCAGGUUGCCAAUCUGUUGCGUCUCUUUCACAUACCACAAAUAUCACCAGCAUCCACGGCAAAGGCUCUUAGCGACAAAACCAGGUUUGAUUACUUUGCAAGGACAGUACCACCGGAUACAUUCCAAUCGAUAGCAUUAGUCGAUGUCGUGAAAAGCGCUAAUUGGUCUUACGUAUCGACCGUUUAUUCAGAGGGUAGUUAUGGGGAACAUGGAAUCGAAGUGUUCACUCGCGAAGCUAUAGAAAGAAAUGUUUGCAUAGCAGCUGCAGUUAAAGUACCAAGCGCAGCUAAUGAUCAAAUAUUCGACGAUAUCAUUCAAAGAUUAAUCAAAAAAUCUAAUGCAAGAGCCGUCGUACUUUUUACCCGUGCAGAAGAUGCCCGAGGAAUUCUCGAAGCAACGAGAAGAUCGAAUCUAAGUCAACCGUUUCAAUGGUUGGCCAGUGAUGGUUGGGGUAGACAAUUGAAAUUGGUCGAAGGAUUGGAAGAUGAAGCGGAAGGUGCCAUUACGGUCGAAUUACAAUCGAAAAAUAUUCCAGAAUUUGAUGAGUAUAUGGCGUCAUUGACGCCUGAAAACAAUUACAGAAAUCCAUGGUUCACCGAGUAUUGGGAAGAAGUUUUUAGUUGCGUUUUAAAUGAAAACACCAAAACGCAAAAUCAAAUUAUCCCUACUACGAUACCACCGACUAAUGGGGUUAGAAAAAUUUGUAAUCCUGAACUUAGAUUGACAACUAGCAGAGGAUACGAACAAGAAUCUAAAGUACAAUUCGUCGUUGAUGCUGUUUACGCUUUUGGAAUUGCUUUGCAUAAUCUUCAACGUGAUCUUUGCGGGGAAAAUCAAGGACUUUGUCCUGCGAUGACCAAUUACGAUCGUGGUGCAUUCUACAGGGAUUAUCUUUUGAACGUUUCUUUCGUAGACUCCGCUGGCAGCGAGGUGAAAUUCGACGAACACGGUGACGGCCUGGCAAGAUACGAGAUCCUGAAUUUUCGAAAAUCGAAUCUCAGCGGUACCGACACCUAUCACUAUAGGGUGGUUGGAAAAUGGUACAACUCGUUGGACAUUCAGACGGACGAAUUGGUUUGGGCACGAGGAACGAAAGACAUACCAAUUUCAGCAUGCUCUUUACCCUGCGAGCCAGGUAUGAUAAAGAAGCAACAGGGUGACACUUGUUGCUGGGUGUGCGAUCAGUGUGAAGAGUACGAGUUUGUAUACAACGAGUACACCUGCAUGGAUUGCGGGCCAGGGUCGUGGCCUCACGCGGAUAAAAGGGGUUGCUAUGAUUUACCGGUGAAGCAUAUCAAGUGGAGCAGCGCUUUCGCGAUAGCACCAGCAGUUAUCUCGUGUCUCGGUAUAGCAGCGACCUUAGCAGUGGCAUGUCUUCUAUUUCAACAUAGGGACACUCCAGUGGUUCGAGCAUCUGGACGAGAAUUGACCGUUGUACUUUUGGCCGGUGUUUUGGUCUGCUAUUUGAAUACGUUUUUGUUGCUUGUAAGGCCUACCACAGUUACCUGUGUACUCCAAAGGUUCGGUGUGGGGGUUAGUUUUAGCGCGGUGUACGGUGCUCUUUUAACCAAGACCAAUCGAAUAGCUAGGAUAUUCGAUGCAGCAUCAAGAUCAGCAGUUAGACCACGUUACAUCAGUCCAACCUCACAAGUUUGCAUAGCAGCAGCCCUGAUAGCUUUUCAAAUCGUUCUUACUCUUAUCUGGAUGGUCGUCGAACCACCUGGUACUCGAUAUUAUUAUCCCGAUCGCAAACAAGUCAUAUUGAAGUGCAACAUACAAGACAUGAGCUUUCUAUUCUCUCAACUAUACAAUGCAAUUUUAAUUCUCGUUUCUACCGUGUAUGCCGUUAAGACGCGCAAAAUACCGGAAAACUUUAACGAAAGUAAAUUCAUCGGUUUCACAAUGUACACCACGUGUAUUAUCUGGCUCGGUUUCGUACCCAUUUAUUUUGGAACUGGAAACGCUCACGAGACCCAAAUCACGACACUCUGUGUUGCGAUUAGUUUAAGCGCAUCGGUUACCCUAGUAUGUCUUUACGCUCCCAAAGUUUAUAUAAUCGUCUUCCAACCGGAUAAAAAUAUACGUGGAAAGAUUUGCAUCAAGAGCAACACUUUGAAGAAACAAGGUAGCAGUGCCGGUACAUCGUCGGUUACGAAAUAUACUGCCUGCGAAUUAGUAAGCGAAAGUAUGCCCUUACAAAGUGCACUAACAGCAGCUGUACAAACUUCAUGUGGUGUAACGGAAAUUUCACUAGCACCUAACUCGUCUAAUCUACCGAGUAACAAUGAACAGGUGGCACAAUUAUAAAUAUAAAUCGACUAGCCAAUUUCCUUCUACGUACGAAUAUAAUUUAUAAUACGUGUAUGUGCGCGUGUGUGCGUGUGUGAGUUGAUAUAUGUCAUCUUCGAUAAAUUCGAUGAAUUUUAAAUGCACGUGUUUCGCGACCAAAGUGAUCAAAGUGUUUAAAAGAAAACCAAAAAAAAAAUUGUAAACAAUAUUCCAUCGUAGAUUAAUUUAAAUAAGAAGAUUAUUAAAAAAAAAAAAACAAACAAACAAACAAACAAACAAAAAACUUUAUGAGACUGUGUGUAAGUUCUAUAGAAAAUAUUGAAAAACAUUAAAAGAUGCAAUAUCUUUAAUCGAUGUUAUUUUAAAUCGUGAAUUA
Messenger RNA from Polistes dominula (European paper wasp), 6731 nucleotides. RefSeq names its product metabotropic Glutamate Receptor (gene mGluR). Lineage: Eukaryota; Metazoa; Arthropoda; Insecta; Hymenoptera; Vespidae. Gene Ontology annotation, cellular component: membrane. The record is from RefSeq and is a predicted model, not a curated record. Gene Ontology annotation, molecular function: G protein-coupled receptor activity. Gene Ontology annotation, biological process: G protein-coupled receptor signaling pathway.